This is a messenger RNA of Catharus ustulatus (Swainson's thrush), 1654 nucleotides long. RefSeq names its product interferon regulatory factor 5 (gene IRF5). Gene Ontology annotation, biological process: immune system process; regulation of transcription by RNA polymerase II. Gene Ontology annotation, cellular component: nucleus. The transcript is spliced from 9 exons. The coding region runs from base 20 to 1486 and encodes 488 amino acids. NCBI's taxonomy places the organism in Eukaryota, Metazoa, Chordata, Aves, Passeriformes, Turdidae. Gene Ontology annotation, molecular function: DNA-binding transcription factor activity, RNA polymerase II-specific; RNA polymerase II cis-regulatory region sequence-specific DNA binding; protein binding. The record is from RefSeq and is a predicted model, not a curated record.
CCGGCCCCGAGCGCAGGCCAUGGACCCCCCGCGGCGGGUGCGCCUCAAGCCCUGGCUGGUGGCCCAGGUGAGCAGCCAGCGCUUCCCGGGGCUCCGCUGGCUCGACCCCGAGCGCCGGCGCUUCGUCAUCCCCUGGGGACACGCCACCAGGAACCCGCCGGGACCCCAGGACCACGACACCAUCUUCAAGGCGUGGGCGCAGGAGACGGGCCGGUUCCGGGCCGGGGACCCGCCGGACCCCCCUCGCUGGAAGGCCACGCUGCGCUGCGCCCUCAACAAGAGCCGCGAGUUCCGGCUGCUGCUGGACGGGCCCCGCGGCUCCCCGGCCCAGCCCUUCCGCAUCUACGAGCUCUGCGAGGAGCCCCCCGGGGCCGCAGACGGGGGCGAUGAGGAUGACUAUGGCUGCAGUGGGGAGGAAGAUGUCAGCCAGCUCCAGAAGAUGACAUCCCUGAGCAUCGAUGACACGCAGCACGGGGGGGACCUGCUGCCCCCCUACAGCUGGCCCAAGGGGGAGCCCCCUCCCUUUGCCGCUUGCUGCCCCCCCGGGGGACCCUUUGUGCCUCCCCCCCCGGCGCUGCUCCAGGGGGAGGCGGGGGGCACCCACGGGACCCCCGAGCUGCUCCCUGGUGCCCUCGCUGAGUCCGGGCCCCCCCUGGGCCCCCCGGGACCCUCGUCCUCCUGCCCGGUGGCACCGACAGAGCACCUGAUCCCCGACCUGCUCGUCAGCCCGCACAUGCUGCCACUGACUGACCUGGAGCUGAAGUUCCAGUACCGGGGCCGCCAGGUGUGUGCCCUGACCGUCAGCAACCCGCACGGCUGCCGGCUGUUCCACAGCAGCCUGGAGCCCACGCGGGAGCAGGAGGAGCUCUUCGGGCCCCUGACGCUGGAGCAGGUGCCCUUCCCGUCUCCCGACGCCAUUCCCAACGAGAAGCAGCGCUUCUACACCCACCAGCUGCUGGACGUGCUGGACCGAGGGCUCAUCCUGGAGCUCCAGGGCCAGGAUCUCUUCGCCCUCCGGCUCUGCCAGUGCAAGGUCUUCUGGACAGGGCCCUGUGCCGCUCCCCAGCCCGGCCCCAACCCCAUCCAGAGGGAGAGAAGGACCAAGCUCUUCAGCCUCGAGGGCUUCCUCAACGGCCUCAUCCAGUUCCAGAAAGGACAGACCCCCACCCCGCCCCCCUUUGAGAUCUUCCUCUGCUUCGGCGAGGAGUGGCCGGACCAGAAGCCCAAGGAGAAGAAGCUGAUCACGGUGCAGGUGGUGCCGGUGGCGGCGCGGCUGCUGCUGGAGAUGUUCUCGGGGGAGCUGUCCUGGUCGGCCGACAGCAUCCCGCUGCAGAUCUCGCACCCCGACCUCAAGGACAGGAUGGUGGAGCAGUUCAAGGAGCUGCACCAGCUCUGGCAGAGCCACCAGCGGCUGCCGCCCCCGCAGCCCCCGCCCGGACCCCCGCCCGGACCCUGGGCGCUGCCGCCCGGCCCCCUGCCCCACUGACCGGGACACGGGCACGGCCGGGUGAGUCACUGCGGGGCCACCCAGCGCCAUCCUCAUCCCUGUCCCCACCCUGUCCCUGUCCCCGUCCCCACAGAGCUGUCAGUGACCAACAGCCGGGGUGCUCUGCAGGGAAAGGGACUGACCACCUGUGACCGCUCACCUGUGACC